AUGACGAGUACCUGGCUUUUCAAACGAUUGAUAGUUGAGCAUCAUUCUGCCAUACUUAAUUUACCGGGCGAAGAUGUUAUCCCACAGGAUGCCGACCAUUUGGAGAUCGCUAGGUUCUCCUCCAAGGACGACCGGAACUUCCCUCCCAUGCUGGCACGACUUCGCACCUUGAGUAGGCGCUUGGCUUCAGAAGCUCAAGCCGCGCAGGCAGUAGAGCAACAAGUUCAAUCAGGGGUUGAUAUACCACAAGGCAUGAUUCACAUUUCUAAUGCGCGUGGAUAUCCAGAUUCCACAACGCUCUUCGAAGUUCCGUUCGCACCGUGCGAAACCUUUAAAGGAAGAAAAAACGACCUCGGGUAUAUGCAGGAGUUCUUCAGUGCUAGCAACGAUGAUGGACAGCUAAAAUAUGUCCUCUCAGGGCUCGGCGGCUGUGGUAAAACGCACACGGCACUUAAAUAUGCUUACAACAAUCGAUUCAAGUACAAAAAUGGCGUCAUUUUCUUCAAUGCAAGUUCGAAAACCACAUUAAUCGCAGAUUUCACUCGGGUUUCCGAACUUUUGAAGUUACCACAAUCAUCUAACAAGGUUGAGGGAAUCAAGCAAUGGUUCUCCAGGGCGGAAAAUUCGGAUUGGUUAUUCAUAUUUGACAACGCAGAUGAUAUGACCUCAGUUCCACUCUCAAGUUACAUCCCAAGAACAACUAGAGGCCACUUAAUAAUAACAACACGAGACGAGACUGCAAUUGGAAAGGUCAGCGAGCAUGGACACUCGAUAAAACCGCUAGAGCCAGAGGAAGCAAUACAGGUGCUCUUCUCCAAGGCACGCAUCGCACAGCCAUCAGCUGAUGAUGUUAAACAAGCCGGGGAGAUAGUCGAGCUGUUAGGGUGCCUUCCGCUUGCGGUGGAUCAAGCGGGAGCUUUCAUCCGGACGCAACAGAAACCACUUCGGGAAUACCGCCGGCUUUUUGAAGAUCGAAUCCUUGAGGUUGUCAAGACCUCUCCUCAAAGAGAUAGUAUCGAGAACUCCUAUCUCACUGUGUGGGAGAUCAACUUUCGGCAGACGGAGAAAGACUGUCCUAUGGCAGCGAAGCUUUUGCUACUUCUGUCUUUUCUCGAAGGAACGGACAUUCCCGAGUCGAUGCUUCGCCGAGGAUGCUCGCCAAAGAAGGUCUGGGACACAAAUGCAGAAAGCACUGUGUUACGCUUGCAAGGAGAUACUCAGGCAUCCCAGGACGCCCUGGAAAAUCACAUCCGCAACAGCAUUGGACCUGGCCUGGACGAGGAUCUUGAAUCAGAUGCACGAUGGAAUGCUCAAAGGGGCGAACUUGUCCUCUCCUUCGCUGAGAAUCUUCUUCGUAUGAACAACUCUGCCCGUACCAAGGUGGAGCUAGCAGACUGGAAACCUUUGAAUCUAGCUGCCCCUUCCGCGAUGGAGAAACUGGUUGCGCAAAGCCGAGACGUCACUUUGGGCCGUCUGCUUCGGAAUGAUGGCCAAUUUAAAGAGGCCCUGCCAAUAUUCGAGAGAUUACUAAAAGAAACGGGCUCUGUCACCCACAAUAGUACCGGCUGGCAGCUGGUCAUGUUCAACAACGUCUCGGACCUCUACUGCGAAGUCGGACGGCCCCUAGAUGUGGAAGCUGUUAUAGAAGAACAGUUGAAGCUCGUCUAUGCCAGGAAAUGGGAGAAUAUACCUACGGGACGACGCUUACAACUCGCCUUAGUCGAGAGCCUCAUUCGCCGAGGCGAAUUUCGGCCAGCUGAGACAUGCUUGGAUAAACUCAUCCUCGUUCUUGAGGCUGACGAGGAUCCAAAUGAGGUUCAAAACACAAACCAUUUCCUCGCCUGGACCUGCUUGGCAAGAAUUUCCCAUAUGGAAGGGCGCUGGGACCAGGCUCUGAUCUGCUGGAAUCGAGCUGCCGGUAUCAUCGAAAAAUGUUGUUGGGAAAAGACGUUCAGUAACGCUAUAGUACUAUUCUCUAUCGCACAGGUUCUGUAUCAUACUGGAAGAGAAGACGAGGCCAUCAUCAACGUGCAAAAGGCCGAAGUCGCCCUCAAAGUGGAAGGCAGGAGGUACUGGAUCGUUGGAUUAGGGUCAUAUUGGUUUGAUUAUGUUUGCGUGCCCUUAGGAGACUGGACCCAAUUGCAUCUCCUCUCAUCCGCCAAUAACCAGACGGAACACAGAUGGUGA
Messenger RNA from Venustampulla echinocandica, 2187 nucleotides. RefSeq lists its product as uncharacterized. Bases 1 to 2187 code for a protein of 728 amino acids. The record is from RefSeq and is a predicted model, not a curated record. NCBI's taxonomy places the organism in Eukaryota, Fungi, Ascomycota, Leotiomycetes, Helotiales, Pleuroascaceae. The transcript has 5 exons. Gene Ontology annotation, molecular function: ADP binding; protein binding.